Molecule: messenger RNA, 2250 nt
Organism: Cladophialophora immunda
Lineage: Eukaryota; Fungi; Ascomycota; Eurotiomycetes; Chaetothyriales; Herpotrichiellaceae
Exons: 4
Coding region: 1-2250 (749 amino acids)
Biological process (GO): DNA-templated transcription; positive regulation of transcription from RNA polymerase II promoter by galactose
Cellular component (GO): nucleus
Molecular function (GO): zinc ion binding; RNA polymerase II cis-regulatory region sequence-specific DNA binding; DNA-binding transcription factor activity, RNA polymerase II-specific
Source: RefSeq, a predicted model, not a curated record
AUGACCGAAGAGCGGACGAAGCGACAGAGGUUGCCUUCGCGGCAAGCCUGUCUGGGAUGUCGGAAGCGAAAGCACCGAUGUGACGGCGAACGGCCUGUCUGUGGGGGAUGUCGAAGCAGGCGUAUUGCCUGUCAGUAUCCAUCGAACAUCGCUCCGAAUCUGAGCUCUCUCCAAAGACCCACGACGGGGUUGUUUCCCUCGAACAGCAGUUCGGUGCCGUCUACGGCAGUCCAAUGGGAUGGGAUCAGUCCAAUGGCCUUGUCGAAUCUACACAAUAAUUCUUCUUUGCGUCAAUCUACAGCUCAGCUGAGGACUAUUCCGCCUGGAGCGGGCGGAAAACAGCAAGGCCUUCAGACAUCCCCACAGGAAUUGGUUUCGGCUUGCAGACCUUCUGGCGAACAACCGGAUAUGUCUUCGACCAUUGCCUCAUUCCUGAUUAGAGACGGAAUGCAAUCGGACAUCAGUCCAGCUAGGCCGGACCGGCCUGAUGACAGUGAUCGCCCGCUCUCACCCAGCUCCAACACUCUUGCCCCAAAUAAUGCGUCUACCGACGACUCAGCAGGUGCUGAUGGCUAUUUUGGCGAUUCGUCUACGUUUGCAUUCGUGUCAAAAGUCCAACCCGACACGCAAAACCUUCCGGGCGUCCACCUACAGCAUGGCCAGCCGAGCGGAUCGCCGUCGACGACUGCUCCAGGCUGCCAUGACGAAGGGGGACAAGACACCGUCUACUCAAUGAGGACGCAACUCCCAGAUCGACAUCUAGCUGACAACCUGGUCGAUGUAUACUUCAACCGGUUCCAUCUGAUCUAUCCCUUUCUCCACGAAAGCAGCUUUAGAGCCGAGUACGAGAACAUGUGGGCAGAUCCGGAACAGGCUCCCCGACGCUCAUCGUGGCACGCAUUGCUCAAUGCAGUAUUCACAUUGGGCUACGAGUUCUACAACGAGCUUGCUUCGAGUGAUGUCCCAGCAGCCGUGCCCCCUUUCUCAGACCGUGCCCGAACCAUAAUACUGGCCCAGGUGUACAAGCGGGGCAACCUGGAGCUCAUGCAAGGUCUUCUGCUGCUCUGUCACUACCUACAGGGCACGCUUGAUCUGAACGAAUGUUGGAACCUGGUAGGUCUCAUGAUCCGAACCGCCUUCAGCAUCGGCCUACACCUGAAUCCAGACUCGCUAUCGGUCUCCAGCGUGGAGAAGGAGGUCCGGAAGAGGGUGUGGUGGGGAUGCUUUGCCCUGGAUCGAACAGUGAGUAUGAAAUUUGGCAGACCUCCCUCGUUACAUCUGCAGGACGCCCUCGCCGUUCCGUAUCCGUUACCGGUGGACGACCAGUAUAUACAAAAUGACAUCCAAGCCCCUCGACAACCGUCCUACCUGCCGUCGACCACCGAGUUUUUCAUACAUACAAUCAAACUAGCACGCCUGAUUGACGACAUCUUGCGACAUCUUUACUCUGCACACCGUGGACCCUCUCGGUCGGAAAGCACAGAUCCUUUGGUCCCAGAACAGGAGCUCGAGAUCGCCGAAUUGAUCAUCCUAGAUGGCCGGCUCCGGUCGUGGUGGAACACGAAGCCCGCACACCUGGUUCCAGAGUCUCCAACCUGGGCCAGCACCGUCUUCCAGCGCCAGCAGACCGUUAUGCAGAUCAGAUACAAGCAGAUCCAAAUCCUCCUACGUCGCCCUCUGUUGCUGAUGUUCAGCCGCGACGACCCCGACGACGAUUUCGUUCGUGCCAUUGCGGUCGCCGGGUCGCAGAUGUGCCUGGCCGCCGCCCGGCAGACCAUCCGCAUGAUUCACGAACAAUACCAUCGGCAGCUCCUCAACCCAUUGUGGUACAACCUACACUACAUUUUCACGUCCAUGGGAGUGUUGCUGCACGUCCGAAACAUGGACAAGAGCAAAGCGGAGGUCAUCGAACCGGAGCAGCGCGGAGAGACCGUGGACGCGCUGGAUUGCGGCAUGGACUUCCUCAAGAAGGCGAGCCAGAUCAGCCCCCUGGCCGCGCGGUACGUCAAGAUGCUGCAGUACAUUCGCGACGUCGUCGAUCAAGGCACAGCCCGCCCGAGCCGGAAGGACGGGUCGAAGCUGAGCGGCGGCGGCGGCGGCGGCGGCGUCCUGUAUCCCAACUACGCGGCCUUGGCCCAGGGGCAGGAGUUGUGGCCCGACCUGGCCUCCUGGCAGACACAGCGGUUCCUCACCGAGGAGGAAAUCGACCUCGACGGGGUCGACCUGGAGAGCUUCUUCCUGGGAAACUGA